AUGCGUCACUCCAUCAACAACUUGAUACAGGAUAUUGACCGGAGUCUCCAAAGCAUUCAGCAGACAAAGGAGAGGUAUCACAGCAUGGCCUCCACUUCAACCAAUGCUGGCAACAACACAGACCUUCCUGUGAGAGUGGCUCCUCAGUUCAUUGGCAACGUUGAUACUGUGGGCCUUGAGGAGCCUACAAAUAAGCUGGUUUCUUGGGCCUUGGAACCGAAACAAAGGCUUGAGGUGAUGUUUGUGGUGGGGAUGGCUGGACUGGGGAAGACAACUCUUGUCCACAGCGUGUAUGAGAGGGUGAAGCAGCACUUCGGUUGCAAUGUUUGGAUCACUGCUUCAAAGUCCAAAACAAAACUUAAUAUCUUGACCUUGUUAGUAGAGAAAUUGGGCUGUACAAUCACACAGGGGGCUGAUGUGGUUGCUCUGAUGCAUAAACUGCGAAAAUUUCUCCACAACAAACGGUAUGUUAUAGUUCUUGAUGACUUAUGGGUAAAAGAUGUGUGGGAGUCCAUUAGACUUGCCUUGCCAGAUGGUAAGAACAGUAGAAUAAUUGUCACUACAAGGAGAGGCGAUAUAGCUAAUUCUUGUAGAGAUGAUGAUUCUAUUGAUAUCCACAAGCUUCAGCCACUGUCACCGCAAAGGGCUGAGCAACUCUUCUAUAAGAAAGCUUUCUCAAGAAAUGGCAGAUGUCCUUCAGGCUUGGAGGAAGUCUCCAAAUCCAUCUUACAGAAAUGUGAUGGAUUACCACUUGGGAUUAUUGAAAUUGGUAGAUUUUUGUCCAGACGGACUCCAACUAAAAAUGAAUGGAAAAUAUUACAUGAUAGUCUUGAGUCUGGAUUGAGAAGCAGUGGUGAGCUUUCGGAUAUUAUGAAAGUGUUGUCUGCAAGUUACAAUGAUUUACCUUACCAUCUCAAGUAUUGUUUCUUGUACAUGAGCAUUUUUCCUGAGAAUAACCUAGUUAAGCGAAGAAGACUAAUUCGGCUAUGGAUAGCUGAAGGGUUUGUAAUAGAGAAAAGAGGCAAGACGCUUGAAGAGGUUGGGGAAGAGUACCUGAAUGAGCUGAUAGACAGGAGUCUAAUAAAGGCAAAUGAAAUGGAUUUUGAUGGAAGGCCGACAAGUGUGGGAGUUCAUAGUCUCAUGCUGAAGAUGAUUCUCUCAGUCUCACAUGAGGAGAACUUUUGUACUGUCUGCACAGGAGCUGCAAGAAACUUGACUGAGAACACCCGGCGCCUAUCUAUCCAGAAGGAAGAUUUUGAUGUGUCUCAGGACUUACCCUGUGUUCGAACCUUCUUCAGUUUCGGCAUAGGCAAAGUAAGGAUUGGUUCCAAUUUCAAACUAUUGAAGGUCUUGGACAUACAGGGCACUCCUUUGGAAGAAUUUCCGAGUGUAAUUACAGAUCUUCUGCUCUUGAGGUACUUGAGUUUGAGGAAUACAAAUAUAAGGAGCAUCCCAAGGUCCCUUGGUGACCUUCAUCACCUUGAGACCUUGGAUCUUAAGCAGACUCUGGUAACAAAGGUACCCAAAGCAGUCCUACAAUUGGAGAAACUUCGCCAUCUGCUGGUUUAUCGCUACAAUAUGGAAAGUGUCCUACCUUUUGAUAUUGUUCAGGGUUUCAAGGCACCAAAGAGGAUGGGCGCAUUGAAGAACCUACAAAAGCUAUCAUUUGUAAAGGCGAGUGGGCAGCACAGAAUGAGUCGGCAACGCAGAAUGAUACAAGGGCUAGAAAAUCUUACACAGUUGAGGAAGCUGGGCAUUGUAGAACUGGCAAAAGAAGAUGGGACGAGCUUGUGCCACGCAAUUGUGAAGAUGCGAAAUCUCCAUUCCUUGAAUGUGACAUCUCUUAAUAUAGAGGUGCCUCUGGAGCUUGAUGCAAUGACCAAUCCGCCGCCCCUUCUUCAGCGCUUGUACCUCAAAGGGCCCUUGGAAAGGUUUCCACAGUGGGUAUCUUCUCUACAUGACCUGGUGAGAAUACGGCUAAAAUGGUCUUCACUCGCAGAAGACCCGAUUGCAGCUCUUCAAAACCUCCCAUAUCUCGUGGAGCUGCAGCUGCUUGAUGCAUACACUGGAACCCAGUUGGACUUCAGCUCGGGAAAAUUUCAGAAGCUUAAGAUAUUAGACCUUCAGCAAUUGGAACAGCUGAAGUCCAUCAUAAUGGAAGAAGGCACAUUGCCUUGCCUACAAAAGCUGAUCAUAAGCCACUGCAGCAAGCUGGUGCGGGUCCCCAGAGGUAUUGACAAGCUCAUUCACCUCCAAAUGCUGCUGCUGCACGAUAUGCCCGAACCAUUUGUGACCAGGCUGAGGAAAAAUGGCGGUCGAUUGCGCCAUUUGGUUCACCAUAUUCCGUCAAUUUGUAGAUUUGAGAGAAAAGAGAGAGAUCAUGGCCGACUCAGAAAUAGCUGGGGGGUUGUAGCCGGUUCUGUGACCUUUCUUCUGAAAAAACUUGAUGCUAUUGUAACUAGAGAAGGGAACUUGCAGGGAAAUAAUAAGAAAAGAGUCCAGGACUUACGCCACGAGCUGCGGAGCAUUGAGGCCCUCCAGAAAGAUAUCGAUGCUGAUCCAAAGAAAGAGCAUGAUCACCGAUUCCAAGUCUGGAUUCAAGAUGUUCGGGAAGAAGCUUAUGACAUUGAGGAUGUCAUUGACCUGCUCAGUCUUGAUAUGACUCAAGAAUCAGCCCGGCGCCGCUGGAAAAUGAGACACUCCAUCAACGACUUGAUAGAGAAGAUUAACAGGAGUCUGGAAAACAGUCAGAAGAUACAGGAGAGGUAUCACAAGCUGGUCUCCACUCCAACCAAUGCUGGCAACAACACAUAUCCUCAUGAGAAACUAGCCUCUUUGUUCCUUGGCAACGUUGACACUGUGGGCAUGGAGGAGCCCCGAAAUAAGCUGGUUUCUUGGGUGUUGGAGCCGAAGCAGAGACUUAAGAUGAUGUUCGUGGUGGGGAUGGCUGGAUUGGGGAAGACGACUCUCGUCCACAGCGUGUAUGAGAGGGUGAAGCAGCGCUUUGAUUCCCAUGUCUGGAUCACUGCUUCAGAGUCCAACACCAAACUCGAAAUCUUAUUGAGCUUGUUAGCAAAGAAAUUUGGCUGUUCAAUUACACCGGGGGCAGACAUGGUUGCUGUAACUCACGAACUGCAAAAAUUUCUCCGCAACAAACGGUAUGUUAUGGUUAUUGAUGAUUUUUGUGUAAAAGAUGUGUGGGAAUCCAUUAGACUUGCAUUACCAGAUGGUAACAACAGUAGAAUAAUUAUCACUACAAGGAGAGGCGACAUAGCUAAUUCUUGCAGAGAUGAUGAUUCUAUUCAUAUCCACAAGCUCCAGCCACUGUCUUGGGAAAAUGCUAAGCGGCUCUUCCAUACUAAAGCUUUCUCAAGAAAUAGCAGAUGUCCUUCAGGCUUGGAGGAACUGUCCCAAUCCAUCUUACAGAAAUGUGAUGGAUUACCACUUGGGAUUAUUGAGAUCGGCAGACUCUUGAAGAGUAAGGCUCAAACUGCAUAUGAGUGGCAAAAGUUACACGAUAGCCUUGAAUCUGAAUUGAGAAGCGGUGGUGGCCUUUCCAAUAUGAUGAAAGUGCUGUCUACAAGUUACAAAGAUUUACCUUACCAUCUCAAGUGUUGUUUCUUGUACAUGGGCAUCUUUCCUGAAAAUAAACCAGUUAAGCGAAGAAGACUGGUUCGGCUGUGGAUAGCUGAGAGGUUUGUAACAGAGGAGAGAGGCAAAACUCUUGAAGAGGUUGGGGAAGAGUACCUGAAUGAGCUGAUUGACAGGAGUCUGAUACAGGCAAAUGAAAUGGAUUUUGAUGGAAGGCCCAAAAGUGUAGGAGUUCAUUGUCUCAUGCAUAAGAUGAUUCUCUCACUCUCACAUGAGGAGAACUUUUGUACUCUACAUUGUACAGGAGCAAAACAGAACUUUACUGAGAAAACCCGGCGCCUAUCUAUCCAGAAGAAAGACUUUGAUAUUUCUCAGGAGUUGCCCCGUCUUCGAACCUUCUUCAGUUUCAGUACAGGUAGGGUAAACAUUCGUUGGAUUAAUUUCCUACGACUGAGGGUUUUGGAUAUACAGGGCACUUCAUUGGGAGCCUUCCCGAGUGUAACAACAGAUCUUCUCCUCUUGAGGUACUUGAGUUUGAGGAAUACAGAUAUAAGAAGCAUCCCCAAAACCGUGAGUAACCUAAAGCAGCUUGAGACCUUGGAUCUUAAACAAACUCGGGUGAAAAAGCUACCCAAAUCAGUCCUACAACUUGGGGAACUUCGCCAUUUGCUGGUUUGUCGCUACAAUAAUGGACGUGUUGUCUCUUUUGAUGCUGUUCAGGGGUUCAAGGUUCCAAAAAAGAUCAGUGCAUUGAAGAACCUACAAAAGCUAUCAUUUGUAAAGGCGAGAUGGCAGUACAGAAUGAUAGAGGAGCUCCAACAUUUGACACAGUUGAGGAAGCUGGGCAUUGUGGCACUAGAAAAAGAAGAUGGAAAGAGCUUGUGCCACUCAAUUGAAAAGAUGCGAAAUCUCCAUUCCUUGAAUGUGACUUCCCUUAAUAAGGAGGAGCCUCUGCAGCUUGAUGCAAUGACUAAUCCUCCGCCCUUUCUGCAACGCUUGCAUCUCAAAGGGCCCUUGCCAAGGUUUCCAAAGUGGGUAUCUUCUCUACAUGACCUGGCGAGAAUACGCCUAAAUUGGUCUUCGCUGUCAGAAGAUAACCCGGUUGAAGCUCUUCAAGAUCUCCCAAAUCUGAUGGAGCUGCAGUUGCUUGAUGCAUACACUGGAACCCAGUUGGAGUUUCACAAGGGAAAAUUUCAGAAGCUUAAGAUAUUAGACCUUGUGCAAUUGAAACUGACGUUUAUCAGAAUGGAAGAUGGAACAUUGCCUUGCCUGCAAAAGUGA
Messenger RNA from Vitis riparia (riverbank grape), 4872 nucleotides. Its product is annotated as disease resistance protein RPM1-like. Gene Ontology annotation, biological process: defense response to other organism. The record is from RefSeq and is a predicted model, not a curated record. The transcript has 2 exons. The coding region runs from base 1 to 4872 and encodes 1623 amino acids. Lineage: Eukaryota; Viridiplantae; Streptophyta; Magnoliopsida; Vitales; Vitaceae. Gene Ontology annotation, molecular function: ADP binding.